Sardina pilchardus (European sardine) is the source of this 1215-nucleotide messenger RNA. Its product is annotated as CMRF35-like molecule 5. NCBI's taxonomy places the organism in Eukaryota, Metazoa, Chordata, Actinopteri, Clupeiformes, Clupeidae. The record is from RefSeq and is a predicted model, not a curated record. The transcript has 7 exons. Bases 47 to 1048 code for a protein of 333 amino acids. Gene Ontology annotation, cellular component: plasma membrane. Gene Ontology annotation, molecular function: transmembrane signaling receptor activity.
GGGGCCGGCAACGUUGAUGAUAUAACCAGAGAAUACACUUACUGCCAUGAAGAAUAUGUUAAUCUUCUAUGUCACCUGUGCUCUACUUGUUGGUGCCCACAUAGUAUCAUCAGUAUAUACAGUAGAAGGUCACAUUGGGGGAAAUGCUGUGAUUGAGUGUCCAUACCCAUCAGACUGCGAACAGCGCCAGAAGUAUGUCUGCCGUGGCGACUGCCGCAAAAAAGACAUCCUGGUGCAGACCGCAGAUGGCCAGGUCUGGACUGAAACGGGCAGAUUCUCUCUCCGUGACAACACCACAGCCAGAGUCUUCACCGUCACCAUCACUGGACUGACAGCUAAGGAUUCUGGGAAGUACUGGUGUGCCGUGCAGUUUCCCUGGUAUCGUAGCGAUCUCUAUACAGAGCUCAGGAUUGACGUUGGGCCAGCACCUGUGACGACUCUCAGUCCUGUGAUAAUCACAGAGGUCUCCACUGUCUCCACUCCACUACAAACAUUCUCAACUGAUCUUGUAACUACAGGUAAAAACAUAUCGAGUGUACCACCGCUGGUGAGAAGGAGUCCAACAACAAACAUCACUGGUGUUGUGUGUGGUGUUGCCGCCGUAGUGAUUGUUGUCCUGCUGAGCAUGCUGGGAGUUUUGCUCUAUUUUAAAAAAGCAGACAAAAGAACAGAGACUACAGAUGUUGUAUUCUUGAAUACAAAUGGCUGCUCCAGUUCCAACAUCUACUCAGAGACAGGGGUUUUUGCAGAGGAACUGAGCCACGGUGGUCCACCAGUCAUCCAACAGCAUCAGAACCCCAUCACCACGUCGUCCUCCACCACCACCACCACUUCCCCUUCCUCCUCCACUCUCUCUUCUGCUCCACCCCAGUCAGAGCAGAUCUAUGAGCUGCCUGAGUCGCUGUACCAGAGAAUGGCUCCGGUUGCCCGUGUGGCGGCUACCGUGCCCAGAGACAACAGUCUGUCUGCCAGGACCGCGGAUGGAGCAGAGUACAUGACGAUGAAGGACUGCAGAGUAUAUGACGAUGAAGGACUGCAGAGUAUAUGACGAUGAAGGACUGCAGAGUUUAUGACAAUGAAGGACUGCAGAGUACAUGACGAUGAAGGACUGCAGAUGUAGCGGACGGGAUUCACGUCCGCUUUAGUAGGGGUUUUGACUUUCCCUGGAUGACUGGAGAUUAGAGGAUCUGUGUCCCUAACCCCCAAACCAAUUCG